Topomyia yanbarensis is the source of this 651-nucleotide messenger RNA. Its product is annotated as craniofacial development protein 2-like. The coding region runs from base 1 to 651 and encodes 216 amino acids. Lineage: Eukaryota; Metazoa; Arthropoda; Insecta; Diptera; Culicidae. The record is from RefSeq and is a predicted model, not a curated record. The transcript has a single exon.
AUGAUCAACAUCUAUGCACCGACAAACGAUAAACCCGAUGACGUGAAGGACGCGUUUUACGAGUGUCUCGACAAAACCUACGGAGAGUACCCAAAGCAUGACGUGAAAAUUGUUAUCGGGGACGCCAACGCUCAGGUCGGUAGAGAGGGCUUUUUCCGUCCAAUCAUUGGUAAGGAGAGCCUUCACUCUGUAACUAAAGACGGCCUGAGACUAGUGACCUGCGCUGCAGUUAGAGGGAUGGCCAUCAACAGCACUUACUUUGCACGCAAAGACAUCCGUACGCACACCUGGAUGCACCCGAAUGGCGAAACUUGCAAUCAAAUAGACCAUGUCCUGGUAGACGGUCGACACUUCUCGCAUGUUUUAGAUGUUAGGACCUUCAGAGGACCAAACAUCCACUCUGAUCACUAUCUCGUUGUCAGUAACAUUCGAGCACGGUUAUCAACCGUAGCGGACUCAAGAACUCAGCGACCAUUGCGUUUCAAUAUCCAGCGCUUCUCAGCAGAAGGUGUGACGGACGAGUACCGCCAGAAGCUGGAUGAGCGGAUAAGGGGAAUCAACGUAGACGACAACUUCAACAAUCUAUGGGAGUCAAUCCACGGAGCGGUGAGCACAGCAGCGCGAGAAGUAAUAGGUACUUCUCAGAGAUGA